Gymnogyps californianus (California condor) is the source of this 849-nucleotide messenger RNA. RefSeq names its product ras-related and estrogen-regulated growth inhibitor-like. The transcript has 4 exons. Bases 1 to 714 code for a protein of 237 amino acids. Gene Ontology annotation, molecular function: GTPase activity; GTP binding. NCBI's taxonomy places the organism in Eukaryota, Metazoa, Chordata, Aves, Accipitriformes, Cathartidae. The record is from RefSeq and is a predicted model, not a curated record.
AUGAGCUUCCCGCGGCCCCUGCGCCGCUCCGUGAGCCUCAGCCCGGGCCGGACCCUGCGCCUCGUCGUGCUGGGGCAGAGCGCCGUGGGCAAGACAGCAUUGACCGUAAGAUUCAUCACCAGGAGAUUCAUUGGAGACUACGACCCAACCCUCGAAAUGAUUUACAGACACAUGGCCGUCAUCGACGGGGAGAUGGUGCACUUCGAGAUCCUCGAUACAGCAGGACAGGAGGAGGAUUCCCUGCAGAUCGAGGAGAAGAUCAAAUGGGGCGACGGCUUCGCUGUGGUCUACUCGGUGACGGACAGAUGCAGCUUCGAUGAGGUCAUGCGGCUGUGUUUCCUCAUCAACCACAUCCACUCCAGCCCCAAGCGGAGCAGUGGGAGCGAGCAGCCACCUGUGGUCAUCGUGGGCAACAAGAAGGACUUGCAGUUUGACAGGAUGGUGUCCACGGAGGACGGCGAAAACCUCUCCAAAGCCUUGAAGCUUCCUUUCUAUGAGAUCUCCACCCGGGACAGCUAUGAAGAGACCGUGGCGGUGUUCAACACCCUCUACCAGGAGCUCAUGAGACAGGGGCAUUUCUCCCCGGGCUCCUUCAAGAGGAGGACAGUGUCGAAGCUGAUGGAGAAGAUCCCUAAGAUGCAAGCCAGCUCCACCUUGAACUCAGCGGGCCGGAGCCUCAGCUUUAACUCCUUCAGGGACUACAUCCCCGAGUGAGCGUCCCCGGUGCGGAGGCGAGAGCGACGGCCAAGCCGGGACGGAGGGACAGGUUAUCCUGCUGCCAGGGCGCCUGCUGCUUCAGCCCCGGGGUUGAGAGGCAGCUCGUGGGGCUGUGCUGGCUCCCGGGAGGGG